Molecule: messenger RNA, 1991 nt
Organism: Dermatophagoides pteronyssinus (European house dust mite)
Lineage: Eukaryota; Metazoa; Arthropoda; Arachnida; Sarcoptiformes; Pyroglyphidae
Gene: Su(var)2-10
Product: E3 SUMO-protein ligase Su(var)2-10
Biological process (GO): regulation of transcription by RNA polymerase II; protein sumoylation
Cellular component (GO): chromatin
Molecular function (GO): SUMO ligase activity; transcription coregulator activity; zinc ion binding
Source: RefSeq, a predicted model, not a curated record
GUUUUUUGUAAACCCGCUUUUUUUGGUUUACGUGCAAAAAAACAAAAAACAAAACAAAACAAGCCAAAAGAGAGUGGAAAAGAAUCUUAAAAACAACAACCAGUCUGUUGUUGUUGGUGAUUUUCUGAAGCAUGUUUUCAUCCGUAUUGAUGUUUUGAGAACUUUUUUUCAUUUAUCCAACGGUUUUUUCUGGAAAAGAAUAGCUUUCCUCAACAGCAACAAUGCCUCGAAAUUCACGUUCAACAGCAGUUUCAUCAACGAAUUCGACUUCGACUUCGGCUUCGAAUUCAUCAUCAUCGUCUAUGGCAAAUAUAUCAACAAGACAAACACGUAAUCUUUUACAAUAUAAUCAUCAUCAUUCACAUCAUUCACAUCAUAAUCAUCAAAUUCCAUCAUAUAUACCAAUGCCAAAUACUCGUUCAUCAAGAUCGAUUACAAAUACAAAUCAAUUGAAUCGUACAUGUAAAAUAACAUUAGGAACAACAAAUUCAAAUCAAUUACGAAAUGGUUUAUCAUCUGCAUCUUGUAACAGCACUGCCUCAUCAUCAUCAUCGACAUCAACAAAUUAUCAACCGCAACCACCAUCAGCAUCAACGUUAACAGUAUCGGGACAAUAUCAAAAUCGUGAUCAAUAUGGUGGUCUAUCGAGAAAUUCAAAUUCUGUUCAUUUUGAUAAUAAUACAUCAUCAUCAUCGACAAAUUUCCAUCAACAACAGCAGAUGAAUUGUUCAACAAUUUAUUCAAUGCCAAGAUUAGAAGAUAUGACAAAUAAUACUGGUACUAACAACAACAACAACAACAAUACACUUUCAACAACAACAACAUUAUCAAUAGAAAAAUAUUUACAAUCAAUGAAUGUUCGUUUUAUUAAACAUAAUUCAUAUGAAGAAAUUCGUUCAUUAAUUAAACCACAACGUAUAAAUUCAUUAGGUGAAUCAACUAGGCAAUCAUUUCGUUCAACAAUGGUUACAACAUUAACAAUGAGUGAUCAAUAUAAAGUAUUUUUACGUUUUUGUAAAUAUUCAACACAAUUAAAUGAACAAAUGGAUUGUUUACCAAAAUCAUUUAAUUUAUCAAUUAAUGAAUGUACAUUUACGAUAAAAAAUAAAUAUACAUUCGCUCCAUAUGAUAUAACACAACGUAUUGUUGGUGAAAAAAAUAAUGAAAUUUAUAUUCGUGCAACCAUACCGGAACAUAAUGAUUUUUCCAAUACGGAUUAUUAUUAUGGUGUAUUUUUAAUGAAAAAAAUUGAUCAUAAAAAUUUAUUAAAAUUAUUAAAAGAUAAGGGGCCACAUGAUACAAAAUUAUCAAUUGAUUUAGUUAAAAAGAAAUUAUUUACUGAUGAUGAUGAUGUUAUUUGUGAUAAUGUAAUGAAAGUAUCAUUAUUAUGUCCGCUUACAUCAUUACGUUUAAAAAUACCAUCACGUUCAAAACAUUGUGAUCAUGUACAUUGUUUUGAUGGUGAAGCAUUCAUAUCGAUUAAUGAUAUUACGCCAAGAUGGAAAUGUCCAAUUUGUAAAAUUUAUAUUAAAUUUGAUGAUUUAAUUAUUGAUGGACUGGUUUCACGAAUAUUAAAAAAUGCACCAACCGAAUCGAAUGAAGCACAAAUUUUUCCGGAUGGUACUUUUGAAUAUCUUCAAAAUGGUGUUAAAAUAAAUAACCCAAAUAUUUCCGAAGGUCGUCCGACAACAAAUCUUAAACGAAAUUCAUCAUCAUCAUUAUGUUUGAAAAAUGAAGAUAAAAAACCACGUUUAGAUUCGACGUUGAAGGCGCCAAAAAAACCAACAAUCGAAUGGAUUACUAUUGAUAGUUCGGAUGAUGAUGAUAAUAAUAAAGAUGAUGACGAUGAUGAUGAUGAUGAUGAUAGUGAUAAGAAUAGUAGUUCAGAUAAUUCGGAUGCUAGUAGUAGUGCAACAAUUAUUUCACAAACUGAUUAUUCAAAUUAUCCACGUAUAAAUUCAUCAAAUUCAUCAAAUGAUUGUAAAAUUUAA